AUGCGCACCGGUGAGGAUCUCGAGCUGCCUACGACCGUCGCCGAUUUUGCUUCGUCUAUGGAGUUCGGAGACGGGCUGGGCAUCAUGAUUCUGGAGGUGCCUGCGGCUGUCUCCAAGAAGCCAAUCAGCGGAAAGGAUGGCGCCAAGCUUCUUGAGCUGUGCCUGGGUGAGGAAUAUGGGCUA
Messenger RNA from Symbiodinium sp. CCMP2456, 183 nucleotides. NCBI's taxonomy places the organism in Eukaryota, Dinophyceae, Suessiales, Symbiodiniaceae. The record is from the annotation of a GenBank genome assembly.